AUGGCGUUGGCAUCGGGACCCGCAAGGCGGGCGCUGGCCGGCCCCGGGCGGCUCGGCCUUGGGGUAUGCGGAGCUCCUAGACGUGGUGCGUACGAGUGGGGUGUGCGCUCUACGCGGAAGCCCGAGCCUCCUCCCCUGGACCGAGUGUACGAGAUCCCUGGACUGGAGCCCAUUACCUACGCGAGAAAGAUGCACUUCGUGCCGGGGAUGGCGCGACCGGUCUUCCCGCCCUGGGACCGCGGCUGGAAGCAUCCGAAGUACCACCGCUCGCCCCCUAUUCACGAGCAACCUCUGUACAAGGACCAGACGUGCUACAUUUUCCAUCAGCGAAGCCGCCUCCUUGAGGGUGUGAAGCAGGCCCUCUGGCUUACCAAGACCAAGUUAAAUGAAGGCCUCCCAGAGAAAGUGCUUAGCCUUGUUGAUGAUCCAAGAAAUCACAUAGAGAACCAAGAUGAACGUGUUUUGAACGUGAUUUUUCAUGCCCGUCUCUGGCAUUCUACUGAAGACAUUCCUAAGAGAGAGACCUACUGCCCUGUCAUUGUGGACAGUCUGAUACAGCUAUGUAAAUCCCAGAUUCUCAAGCAUCCUGCUCUGACCCAGCGGAUCCAUGCCCAAAACUACUCUUUUUCCACCACCUGGAAUCGAGAGUCUGCUCUUCUUCAGGUCCGUGGGUCCAGCGGAACCCGAUUGAGUGCCAAGGAUCCUCUGCCCCCGAUUGCCUCCAGAGAGGAAGUUGAGGCUACUAAGAAUCAUGUUCUUGAGGCUUUUUAUCCCAUAUCUCCCAUUAUUGAUCUUCAGGAAUGCAAUGUUUAUGAUGUGAAAGAUGACACAGGAUUCCGGGAAGGAUAUCCUUACCCCUAUCCCCACACCCUGUAUUUCUUGGAGACAGCCUGUUUACAACCACACCGCUUUCAACCAGAUCAGCUGCGGGCCAAGAUGAUCCUAUUUGCUUUUGGCAAUGCCCUGGCUCAGGCCCGGCACCUCUAUGGGGAUGACCCUAAAGUUUUGGAGCAUCCAGUGACUGUGCAGAGUGUGGGCACUGAUGGACGCGUUUUCCAGUUCCUAGUGUUCCAGCUAAACACCACAGAUCUGGCUUCUAGUGAGGGUGUCAAGAAUCUGGUCUGGAUGGAAUCAGACCAACUCUUAUACCAGCAUUUUUGGUGUCUCCCGGUGGUCAAAAAGAAGGUGAUUGUGGAGCCUGUUGGGCCAACUGGUUUCCAGCCAGACACAUUCAGGAAGUUUCUAGCUCUGUAUUUGCAUGGUGCUAGGUGCACAUAA
This is a messenger RNA of Orycteropus afer afer, 1278 nucleotides long. It is a transcript of the gene MRPL37, whose product is annotated as mitochondrial ribosomal protein L37. The record is from RefSeq and is a predicted model, not a curated record. Bases 1 to 1278 code for a protein of 425 amino acids. Gene Ontology annotation, cellular component: ribosome; mitochondrion. Lineage: Eukaryota; Metazoa; Chordata; Mammalia; Tubulidentata; Orycteropodidae. The transcript is spliced from 7 exons. Gene Ontology annotation, molecular function: structural constituent of ribosome. Gene Ontology annotation, biological process: translation.